CUGCAGCCAGUCAACAGCAAUCACUGUGUGUCUGAGUAAAUGCAGUGGCGUACCAGACAUUGUCCCAGGCAUUAUCGGCCAAUGUUUAAUGUCCUGAUUCAGAUAUAAAGAUGGCCUCUCCUCAGCCUGGCAGCCCACCUCUUGCAGAGCAAUACACCCCUCCUGCACAGGAUGAAGAGGGCCAGCAAGAGGAAGAGAUGCUGAAGGAUCAGCCUGCAAAGAAACGUGGCAGAGGCAGGCCUCCAAAAGCCAAACCUUCUUUCAAAUGCUCUACAUGCACAGAGGCUUUCAGGAGUCUGUCAGCGCUGCGCAGCCACAAGCUGUCGGCACAUGUAAAGGACCGUCAGCAGCAACACUCAUGUUCACAGUGUACCAAAACAUUCUCGAGCAAGGCUCAGCUCUCAAAGCAUGAGCGCACUCACUCAGCCCAGCGCCCCUUUCAGUGUCCUGACUGUCACAAGGCUUACAAGACGCCCACAGAGCUACGCAACCAUAGCCGCUCUCACACUGGGGAGAAACCUUUCAUAUGCACGGAGUGUGGUAAGGCCUUCAUGCAGGCUAUAUGCCUGAGGAUCCAUAUGACGCAGCACAGUGGAGAGCGUCCUUACUCUUGCCGUCAGUGCUCUAAGAGCUAUCCCACUUUGUCUAAACUGAAGGUGCACAUGCGCUCUCACACAGGAGAAAAGCCAUACUUCUGUGCUGAGUGCGGGAAGAGUUUUGCUGAUCCCUCUGUGUUCCGAAAACAUAGAAGGAACCACCAGGGCCAUCGGCCGUAUGCCUGUGAUGAGUGCGGGAAAACGUACACAGAGCUCAAGGACCUGAAGAACCAUGAGCGCUCCCACACUGGGGAAAAGCCGUACCUGUGCUCAGACUGUGGCAAAGCCUUCUCCCGCUCCUCCUCUCUGGCCUGCCAUCAGCGCAUUCACUCCCAGAAUAAACCCUAUCAGUGUGAGCAGUGUGGCAAAGGCUUCACCCAGCUGUCCUCCUACCAGUCUCAUCUCCGCACUCACUCUGGUGAGAAGCCGUUCCUCUGUCCACAGUGUGGCAAGAUGUUUUCUGACCCAUCCAGUUUCCGUCGCCACCAGAGAGCCCACUUGGGUUUCAAGCCCUACCCCUGUGAUAAGUGUUCCAAGAGGUUCAGGCAGCCGGCUGAUCUGGCCGUGCAUGAACGUGUUCACUCUGGAGAGCGCCCUUACAAAUGCCAGAGCUGUGACAAGGCCUUUGUAGCAUCCUGGGAUCUGCGGCGCCACAUGCUUGUCCACACAGGACUUAGGCCCUUUUCUUGCACUGAGUGUGACAAGUCAUUCGCUGAGCGCUCCAGCCUCAACAAGCACCGGCGUGUGCACUCUGGAGAGCGGCCUUUCAAAUGUGAAGAGUGUCUGAAGUCAUUUGUUGUAUCUUCAAGCCUGCGCAAACAUGAGAGAACUCAUCUAGCUGAGCAUUCUGAGCAACAGCAGCAGCAGCAGCAGCAGCAGCAGCAGCAGCCACAACAACAGGAGGCAGAGGCAGGGUCAGCUUCAGGCUUUACUGCCCACACAACUCUCCCUCAGUUCUCCUGUACGCACUGUGAUGCUACAUUUGGAACCUGGGAUGAAGUUCAGUCCCACGAAAAUCUUCACUCCAUCGACUCUACUCCUCCAACUGUUACUAAGAUUGUGCCACUGGGCUCACAUGUCUGUGAAACCUGCCAGGCAGAGUUUGCACAGCUGGCAGACUUACAGGAGCAUGAGAAGCAGCAUCCCAAGCCGAGGCCUCAUGUCUGCAACAGCUGCGGCAAAGGCUUCCUCAACAAGUCUGGACUACGUAAACACCAGAAGAUCCACUCCACCAACAAACCUCACAGCUGCUCCCACUGUGGCAAAGCGUUUCUAUUUGCCGCCUACCUUCGCAAGCACUUACGGACUCACGCGGACGCUGCUCCGGCCGCCCCACAACUAAGUGACAUAAACAUUAUUCACACGGACCCACUGCCCUCUCCUCCACCCCCCAGUGAGGUUUCCCCCUCCACCGUUGAACCCAGCGCCAUAUCCCUGACGGUUCCAGUCGCUGUACCUGUGACUGCUUUCCAGACUCUGCCAGAGUACUUAGUCAAAGAAGAAGGUCUUUAAGCUUUUUUUUUGUUUUUGUUUUUACUCAUUUGGAACUUUGAUCCUACAAAUAUUUAGCCGGUGGCCUUAAAUCUUUUUCGAUGAUGGGGCUUAUUUUGAAAAAAAAAAAGUGUUAUUUUUCAAAAUGACUUCCUUCAAAAACUUCAAAUUAGAGUCUCCUACAUAUGAAUUGUUACGGCUUCGUCACUGUUUUGUAUUGCCAUGUUAUUUGUAAGAUGUUAUGUAUGAUGUUCAUGUUUUAAAAUGUAUGCUAUACUAUAUGUAGCCUAUUAAGGAAUCAUCUUAUCUGUUGUAAUCUCCUCAUAAAAAGUGGUGUUGCAAACAUGAUCACUGUAAGAAUCUCUCUUAAUAAUGCUGUAACAUGUUUUUACACUACAUUUUUAAUUAUAGCUUGUCUUAAAUUCUUUGCAUUCAGUGACUUUACAUGUUAACAUCAUUUGUAACUGUUUUAUUGUAUAAAUAUUUGUAAUUACUGUCAUCAAAUAUAAAAAUUGUCAAGUAAAAAAAACAAACAGUGGAAUUCCAAAAUAUUUAGUCAGUGGAAUUAAAUUUUUAUACAAAUAA
Molecule: messenger RNA, 2672 nt
Organism: Seriola dumerili (greater amberjack)
Lineage: Eukaryota; Metazoa; Chordata; Actinopteri; Carangiformes; Carangidae
Gene: znf668
Product: zinc finger protein 668-like
Exons: 2
Coding region: 111-2108 (665 amino acids)
Source: RefSeq, a predicted model, not a curated record